GAAGUCAAGUCUUGUCUGCAACAACAUUGAUUGACAACGAAUUAGUCAUCGUCUGUUAAUAUGUGAGAUAACUAAUUAUGUUAAAAAUUCUCCACCAUGGCAAAAAGCGGGCAAGAGGUUGUUUAUGAGGGUUGGCUAACGAAAUCUCCUCCAACUAAGCGAAUCUGGCGGGCAAGGUGGCGAAGACGAUGGUUUUCAUUAAAACAUUCUGGGGAGAUCCCCGACCAGUUUAUAUUGACAUAUUAUGCAGAUAGAAAUUGCAGAAAACUCAAAGGUUCUAUUAAUUUAGAUGAUUGUGAACAAGUUGAUUUAGGAUUGAAGUUAGAUGAACGAAAAUUAAAAUUUGACCAUGUUUUUGAUAUCAAGACAACCAAACGUACUUAUUAUCUAGCUGCAGAUUCAGAAACCGAAAUGAAGUCUUGGGUGAAUUGUAUUUGUAAAGUGUGUGGUUUAAAAUCAACAAGUGACGAAGACUUGCAUAUAUCUGAUAACAACGCAGUGAACCUAGAUAUAGUUUGUAGUGAAGAGGAGAAAGAUGACAAAAGUAUUGUACCAAGUUCGAUAAAUGAAACCCCUCCAGUAUCACCUGUUAGUACUAGUCCUUAUAUACCUAUAUCAGAAUGUAUUACUGGGAAAACUCCCAUUUUAACCCCACAAGAUUUCAAAGCACUGAUACAACAAAAUAUGAAGAACACAUUCAAACCAGAUAUAACGCAAACGAAUCAAACUUACGGAAUUUCGCAACGAAAUUACUUAAAUUAUGUUAACGACAUGCAGGAUCCUAGGUUUUAUGACAGUCCAAGAGUACUCUCUCCAUGUCAAGAUAAUGACAAAAAUAAGAAAAAUAAAGACAACUCGCCGUUACAGACACCAACUGAUACAGAAAGUGUAUUUACGGAUGACGAUAUGGCUGAUGUAAACGUUGUUGUUAAACAAAAAUUUACCAAAAACAAAAUUGAAGAAUGCAAUAAUAAAGUUUUGGCUCCACCUAGACCCCCAAAAACAGUCUACGUGGUUUCCUCCACUUACAUAAAUUUGAACACGCAGCAAAUUGGAAGUCCCAACCACAAAAACGAAAACAACCAAGAGGAAGACCGAAAGCAGCCGCCCCCGGGCGUCAUCACCGACGACAUGUACGACUUUCCCCGUUCCCACCAGAUUCCAGAAGCAGAAACCGUCCGUAACAUGGUCCUUCGACGGCAUUGCUACAACAAUGCCGCCCCUGUCAAAAUCGAAGGUCAGAUUUUCCGGUACGAUAUCUCUCCGAAGCCAUCCACAAGUUCGAAUCAUGUUUUUCGCUACGAUGGAGACGACAUCGUCGAUGAACCAGCUUCGCCUCUCUCCCAGAGUUCCUCCACGACAGCCUAUUCAAAUUUACCGAGUCCACUUUUGGCGGAUAGUCAGCUGAUGCCACCUCCAGUUGUUAACAGGGAUUUGAAACCUAAGAGGAAACUGUCGGAUUCCUUAUCGUCUUCUUCAAAUCCUGAGCCGUCGUCACCGAGAAAUGCUCCGUCAGUAGAUAGGAAGUUGAAACCUCCUACUCCACUGCAGGAAGCACACAAUCGCAAAAUAAAAGCGAGUCCAAUUAUGGCACCGAGUUUCGACGAAUCAAAAUGUGGCCCUAGUCCAACAGGCAGUAGAAAAAUGGAGGAUGACACCCCGAAAUUAAGAGCUGCUCCCAGCCCAACUUUACAAGGUCUGGGUCGUUCACAUGAAAGCUUGUUAUCGCAAAACAACCAAGAAGAACAAAUAUAUCAUUAUUUGCCAGUUAAAAUGCAAUAUAUAGAUUUGGAUCAUUGUGGACCUUCGAAUUUAUCUAAUAAUAGUAAUACAAUUCCGUCAAAAUCAUCGAGUGAUAAUACCGUUUACAAAAAAGUAGAUUUUGAGAAAACGGAAGCCUUUAACCUUACGAGGAACAAUUUAGAAAAAGAACGCAAGGAACCUGUUACCUUUUUAAAAAAGUGAUAGCGAAGAGUUUUUAUAUAUUUUUGUAAGUUUAUAGGGUAGCUUUUGUGCAAUUCUUAAUAUCACGAUUGUACAUUUAGGGUUUGUUUUGUAUUUUUGAUCUUUUUUGUAAUGUUGUAAUUGACAACUUUUGAGAGAGCUUUAAUGUUAUUUUUUAUUAAGUGGCCAUCUUAUGAAAUUCAUAUCAUGUAUUAUACUAGAACUAAUAUUUUUUUAUUCUCUAUGUUAUAUGCUUAGGGUGUAAGUCUAUUACAGAUUUUAAUGAUGUUAUGCAAAACAGAUACACUGAAUAAAGAUAGUAUUACCAAA
Zophobas morio is the source of this 2274-nucleotide messenger RNA. Its product is annotated as GRB2-associated-binding protein 2-like. Lineage: Eukaryota; Metazoa; Arthropoda; Insecta; Coleoptera; Tenebrionidae. The coding region runs from base 97 to 1965 and encodes 622 amino acids. Gene Ontology annotation, biological process: signal transduction. The transcript is spliced from 6 exons. The record is from RefSeq and is a predicted model, not a curated record. Gene Ontology annotation, cellular component: cytoplasm. Gene Ontology annotation, molecular function: signaling adaptor activity.